ACUAGAGGAGCACGUGACAGUGAGUAACGCGAAGCACAGAAAGCAGAGACAUCGGUUCCUGGGUGCGACAUCGCGUAUUGUAAAGCUCACCAUGGCUCGUUUCGGACUCCUCUGCACCUUACUGCUGUUUGGAACAGCAUAUGGACUUCUGGGUGAGCAUCGCUGUAGCUGGGGCCCUGGUUACUGGUGCCAGGGUAUCGACACUGCCAAGGAGUGUGGGGCGAUCGACCACUGUGCACAGGCUGUAUGGAGCAAGCAGGAAGUCAAGAGCGAUCCUACCUGUGAUACCUGUGAAGAAGUCGUGGGGCUGGCCAGAAUGAUCAUUGGCAUGAAUGCUACUGAGGAAGAAAUCCUUGAAGUGGUGGAGAAGGCUUGUACUGUCCUGCCAGAUGCACUGCAGGACUCGUGCAAAACCCUGGUAGAGACCUACGGCCCUGAAGUCAUACAACUCCUGAAGUCUGAACUGGAUCCGCAAGCAGUGUGCCAGGCUCUGAAACUUUGCACGGAAGGGAAGGCGCUGCCUCAGAAACCUGCUCCUGAGAAGCCCCUGGAUCUGUGCCCAGAGUGUGAGGCUGCUGUUAAAAAGGCCAAAGAACUGGUGGACAAGAAUACAACAGAGGCACAGGUUGUUGAGUUCUUGAAAGUACAUCUGUGCGAGCAGCUGGGUGCUCUUGCAUCUGCACAGUGCAACUCUACCAUGGACACCUAUGGACCUAUUGUCUACAAGCUUCUGGAACAGAAAAUUGACCCUGACAAGAUCUGCAAAGCUAUUGGACUGUGCAAGAAUGCUACCUUUGUGCACCAGCCAAUCAAACCAGUCCUACAGCAACCCAAUGACUUGUGCGAUGACUGCAAACUGGUCAUGACAGAGGUUCAGGCGUUGAUCAAGAGCAACAAGAGUGAGGUGGCGAUAUUAUGGACUAUGGUGAUAUUAUGGACACAGAUGUUAAUGAUUUAUGUUGUAUACUUACAGUGUGAUUCCCUGAUUGAUACCUACGGACCAAUCAUCUUCAACCUCUUGGAACAAGAACUGGACCCAGAGAAGGUGUGCCAGGCCAUCGGGUUCUGCCCCUCCCUGAAAGCCCUGAGGAUGACAGUGCUGCAGCCUGCCCAGGAGGUGGUCCAGACAGAGAAGGUGGGGGAGAGUGUCGGGUGUGUCAUCUGUGAGUUUGUCAUGCAGCUGGUGGAUGAAGAACUGAGUGCCAACUCCACCGAGAAAGAGAUCACUGAUGCGCUGGACAAGGUGUGCAGCCACUUCCCCGACACCAUCCGCGACGAGUGCACGGACUUCGUGAACGAGUACGGUCCUGCCGUCAUUCAGCUGCUGAAGCUGGAGUUGGACCCCCAGCGCAUCUGUAAGACCAUCGGCCUGUGUGAUGAGUCCAACUCUGUCAGGCUUGUGAAAGGAGUAGGGUCCGAGCUGUGCCCUGUGUGUAAGAUCCUGGUACAGUAUGCUGACUCUCUGCUCCUGGAAAACUCAACAAAGAAGGAAAUUAAGGAUGUGGUGGACAAGAUCUGCAACUUCCUGCCAUCAAGCGUCAAGACAGAGUGCCACACUGUUGUGGAGCAGUAUGGUGAUGCCAUUGCAGAACUGAUGGAGCAGGCUCUUGAUCCAGACUUUGUCUGCACGAAGGUUGGAGCGUGUGACAGCAAAGACAACCUGUGCAACCUGGGGCCUGGGUACUGGUGCAGUGGGAUGGAACAGGCCAAAGCCUGUGAUGCUGUGGAACAUUGCCAGACCCACUGGUGGAACUAACCGUCAUACCUGCUGUGCUGGUGUCUCUUGGAAUCCAGCAACAACGUAAAAUUAUCAAUGCAACGCUUGCUUAUAUUAAUAUUUCUGCAUCUUUCAAUGUACUCCGUUGCAGCUCCCAGAAUAUCUCAUGUUUCAUGAAAUAUUAUAAAUGGUUUGUCCAUGACAGAUCCAUUCACUACUAAAAGGUGACAUAGACCUGAAAAUUAAUGUAUCAGAGAUCUAUAGAACUACAUAAGACAGCAUCCUUUUUUUUACUUCUGAAGACUUUGACUUCAAAUGCUUCUUUUCACCACUUUUCUUGCCACUUACAGUUUUUUCCAGGGUUUCUUCUUUUGAAUGAUUUACCAAUAGUAGUGACAGAUAUAGACAAGACAAUCAGCCAGUUUGAUUUUAUAGGUGUAAGAGGUAUUGAUUUGUAAUGGUGAACAGAUACAAUAUAAAAUAUAUAUUGAGUUGUAGAUUUUUUUUGCGAUGAUGCUGUCUGGAGUUAACUGCUAAAGGAUGUAGUCUUGUUUGUGAUUGCAGUGUAGAUUUAAUGUUUGCAUAUUUGUACCACUAAAGAACUCAAAUUAUAUGAGAUACAAUGUUUGUUGUGUCUGCAGUUUAAUUCUUUGUAUAACUAUUGUUCUCUUGGACUCUUAAGUUUAUCACUUUCAAAGAUACUCCAAAGAUGUAAAUGUGCAUAGAAUGGAAUGAAUAAACCAGGAGAACUUUCCA
Molecule: messenger RNA, 2473 nt
Organism: Branchiostoma belcheri (Belcher's lancelet)
Lineage: Eukaryota; Metazoa; Chordata; Leptocardii; Amphioxiformes; Branchiostomatidae
Product: prosaposin-like
Exons: 19
Coding region: 92-1756 (554 amino acids)
Biological process (GO): sphingolipid metabolic process
Cellular component (GO): lysosome
Source: RefSeq, a predicted model, not a curated record